AGAGGUUUAUUAAUUUGUUUUUUUCAACAAAAAAUUGGGGAUGGAUGAAAUGGGUGAAGGUGGUCAGAAGGUAUAAACUUCCAGUUACAGGGUAAGUAAGAUCCAGAGAUAUAAUGUAUAGCAUGGUGACUACAGUAACAAUACUGUAGUGUAUGUCUGAAGGCUGCUAAGAGAAAUCUUAAGUUAGUGAUCUUAAAAGUUCUUAUCACAAGGGAAAAAAAAGUGUAACUAUGUGAUGAUGGAUGUUAACUAAACUUACUAUAGUGGUCACUUUGCAGUAUAUACAUAUACCAAAUCAUUAUGUUGUAUACCAAAAACUAAUACAGUGUUUUUGUCAUGUCUCAGUAAAAAAAAAACCUGCCAUUGGUUUCACUGAUUUCAUCUAUUGAUUUUCUGUUCCCAUUUUUAUUGAUAUCUAGUCUUUAUUAUUUCCUUCCUUCCUUUUUUUUGCUCUGGUUAAAUUUGCUCCUUUUUCUAAUUUCUUAAAGAAAAGCUUAGCUCACUGACUGAAGACCUCUUUCUUUUUUUAAUUAUACAAAUUAUAAGAAAUUAUACAAAUUUAAUUAUACAUUUAAUUAUACAAAUUUUCCUCUAAGCUCUGGUUUAAUUGGAUCCUACAAAUUUUGAUAUGCUGUAUUUUUAUUUUUACUCAGUUUCAGGUAUUUUCUAAUUUAUGCUAUAUAUCACUUCAUUUAUAUUCAAACUGAUCUGAUAAGCCUUGAACUGUAGGAAAGAGUCUAGGCCCAAACAUUCACCUUCUGCUGUUCUUUCAAAUGACUUGGGAGAAACUGAGUUUCUAAAAAUAUAUGCAAGGGGAGACAACUACCUUAAUACCAUCCAACUAUUUUUUUUCACACCUCCCCACUAUCAACCUUUAUCUUAACAUAAAUGUAUCAUCCAAUGAUAGCAGUAGGAUGAUCUGAAUUAGAACAAUGAACAUAAAUGUUUCCUCUGGCUAGAAUCAUGCUGAUGUUUCAAAGCCUACAUGAGAAGUUUUUAUAUCUUAAAGCAGAAAAGAAUAUACUGGGAAAAAAGUUUCUUAUUAGAGGACUUCUCAGGAGAAGAUGUAUAAAACCAUAACAUGCGUAAGAGCUACUCCUUAUAAGUAGAAUAAAAUAUUUCUGAGAAACACCAAACUUUCAAAUUUUACUUCCUGAUUCAUGGUUUACAAUUAUAUGGAUGAAACACAUCUGAAUAUAAAAAUAAUAAUUUAACUCCUUUCUGAAGAACCGGCAAGAUGGCGGAAGCGGAACAGAAGAAGCAGCGGACCUUCCGUAAGGUCACCUACCGCAGCAUAGACCUCGACCAGCUGCUGGACAUGUCCUAUGAGCAACUGAAGCAGCUAUACAGUGCGCGCCGGCGACAGUGGCCGAACCGCGGCCUGCGGAGGAAGCAGCACUCGCUGCUGAAGCGGCUGCGCAAGGCCGAGAAAGAUGCACCGCCCAUGGAGAAGCCCGAGGUGGUGAACAUGCCCCUGUGCGACAUGAUCAUUCUGCCCGAAAUGGUGGGCAGCAUGGUGGGCCUCUACAACGGCAAGACCUUCAACCAGGUGGAAAUCAAGCCUGAGAUGAUCGGCCACUACCUAGGCGAGUUCUCCAUCAACUACAAGCCAGUGAAACACCGCCGGCCCAGUAUAGGGGCUACCCAUUCCUCACGCUUCAUCCCCCUCAAGUAACCUGCUGACCAAUAAAAGCAGAGAUUUCUCUAAAUAAUAAUAAUUUAACAAAACAAAGUUUCUAUAAUUGAUGUUCUUAUUAUUUGGUUAUUAUGUUAAGCAAAAACUAUGAGGAAAAAAACACUGAAAAAAGGAAGGGCAAUUUAAGAAAGAAAUUUUCUUGCAUGUAUUUACAUUUCACAAAUCUACAGAUUUUAGUAUCUAGGAGUAUGAGAUCUGAAAUAGCUAAUAUAUAAUUUUCUUGAGUAAAAAAUAUUUUAGAUACAUGUCCAAUAAUAAAUGUAUAUGAAAACAUUAACUUUAACAUGCAAAAAUUCAACAAGGUAAAACAGAAGGUAAAUCCCUGGGAUUAUGGGAGAACAGCCUAAAAGUGAGAGAGAUGAAAAAUCAAACCAAAAUAACAAACUCAAACUCUUAUUCCUGUAAUAAUAUUCUUUGUUGAUUAAUGCUCUUUUACUUUACUUUUCCUACAAUUAAUAAACAUUUCUACAUAUGCACUGAAUUUAAUCCGAGAUAUUGGGCCUCAUAGCCUUACUAACACUCAGGAUGGUACUUGGUAGGAGCAACCAUGUUCCUGAUAUUCAUUUAUUAGUAAAAACUGUUUUAUUAGACUCAACCCCAAAGACAAAAAUAAACAAUAGGUGAACAAAAGCUAUAAAAGACCAGACAAAAUACCUAAGCCAAGACCACUAUUAUGAAUGAUGAUGAUGAUUCCAGGCUUGCAGAAUGAUC
Dama dama (fallow deer) is the source of this 2407-nucleotide messenger RNA. Its product is annotated as small ribosomal subunit protein uS19-like. The record is from RefSeq and is a predicted model, not a curated record. Lineage: Eukaryota; Metazoa; Chordata; Mammalia; Artiodactyla; Cervidae. Gene Ontology annotation, cellular component: ribosome; cytosolic small ribosomal subunit. Gene Ontology annotation, molecular function: structural constituent of ribosome. The transcript has a single exon. The coding region runs from base 1238 to 1675 and encodes 145 amino acids. Gene Ontology annotation, biological process: translation; ribosomal small subunit assembly.